UAUUCAUCAGGAGAGCUGUAGAUUUAAAAGCUGGAAUAUACGAUUUUACGUGAAUACAAAUUGAAGAGAUUCUGUGCUGGACUGCAGUAAGUCAUGAAGUUUUUUUUUUUUUUUUUACUAUAAUGAGAUAAAAAGACGCUUUUUCUUAAAAGCUAUUGUUAUGGAAGCUCCAUACCGGUUAUUCUUGUAACAUGAAACCUGAAAAAUAUUACUCGUAUCUCUCUUUUUUCAGUUUAUUUACAUUAUUAGCAUAGAACUUGUCAAUUUUGUCAUUCUAAAUUUCUGGGUGAAAAGAAAUAUAUCUGCUGGUUUCUUGACAAUGGGACUAUAAUUGAAAUAAUUUUUGAACACCAAAUUGUAUUCAAAUAAACAAAUAAUAAAACAGAAUAAAAUGACCAUUUGAUAAAACAACACUUUCUACUGACUUGAAUCAGGUGUUUUUCAUCCAGUCGGAGAAGUUGUGAGAUGAGAGCUGUAGCAUUCACUCUGCUUGUCUUUGGCCUGCUGUGGGACAGUGUGAGAGCUGAAAACACUAUCAGCAGCCUACGAGAGGCAGCAGUAGCAUGGGAGGGGGAGCUGCCGUGCGGAAAGUGGGACUGUGACUGUGCGUUUAAUCACCAGCGAGGUUGCUGCUGUGCCACCACUGAGCUCCAACAAGCAGAGGAUCAAAUCUACACAAGAAUGAUGGACCUGUCUGUGAGCAUGUCCCAGCUGGGUGACAGCCUCCUUGAACUUUUAGGAGGGAUGAGGGUUGCAUUCACAGCCUCUAUGAGCUCCAGAAUAAACUGUCUGGGACCUUUCACCAGAAACAUGCCCAUCCCUUAUGAUGUCAUCACUCUAAACCAUGGAAAUGCAUAUAACCCAGUCCUUGGUUUAUUCACAGCUCCUUGUGCCGGACUGUACUCCUUCUCCUUCUCUGUCUACUCAAAGCUGAGCCUGACAGGUGGAAGGAUGUACUACAAGGUGCAACUCAUGAGAAACGGAGAGGUGGUGACAUCCAUUUGGGAAGACAAUAGAGAGGACUCAGAAGACAGUAGCUCCCAGACAGUACUGCUGUCCCUGCAGCAGGGAGGCCAGGUCUAUGUAGAGCUGCUGAGCGGCAGGCAGCUAUGUGGGAACAUUGAGGGCCUAAACACCUUCUCUGGCUCUUUGAUUCACCCCACUUUGACCUCACAUUGAUUUAUUCAGUUUGGUAUAAAACAUCUAAUUAAUGAAAUCUG
This is a messenger RNA of Centropristis striata (black sea bass), 1220 nucleotides long. Its product is annotated as complement C1q-like protein 2. The record is from RefSeq and is a predicted model, not a curated record. Gene Ontology annotation, molecular function: protein binding. Bases 466 to 1179 code for a protein of 237 amino acids. The transcript has 4 exons. Lineage: Eukaryota; Metazoa; Chordata; Actinopteri; Perciformes; Serranidae.